AUGUCUAGUGUUGUCAGUUGUCGUCAGCCGCCAGCGAAUGACAAGAUUAAAAACCUUGCUAAAACAUAGUUUUCUCAGAUAUUACGUACCAGAUCAAAGUUCAUCUGGCAAAGCUGCCUCAUCGCCAUCCAUGUGUGGUGAAAUCACAGCCAGAACAUUAGUCGCGCAUUAUUCGAGGUAGGCAACGGUGUCAUUACUCAACGAAAAUCAUAUUUUGCCUUGAAAUGAAGGUGUCAAGAGGUCUUCGCCUGCUAAAACAGCUACCAAAUGUCCGAAACUCCAGCAGUGGACCCACUAAGCCCCUGAAGAUCGUUACCAAACACUUUGAGGAAAUCAGCAUACCCGUUCCAUGGGGACACAUAUCGGGGAAAUGGUAUGGACCGAAGCACGUGCGACCCAUUGUCGGCAUGCACGGCUGGCAGGAUAAUGCCGGUACCUUCGAUACUUUGGCUCCGCUCCUGCCUUCGCAUCUCUCUUUCCUGAGCAUCGACGCCCCGGGUCAUGGACUCUCCUCUUGGCUGCCGGCUGGUACCUCGUACCACUCCAUCGACCUGGUGCUAAUCACCCGACGACUGAUGGACGACUACAACUGGGACAAGAUCUCCAUACUGGCACACUCGAUGAGUUCCAUCAAUGGAUUUGUUUUCAGUGCUCUGUUUCCCGACAAAGUGGAUUUGUUUGUGGGCCUGGAUGUGCUAAAACCUCCCGUUCGGAGUUCUCGCAGUAUUGUGGAUGCGCUGGCCGAACGACUGGAGUCCACCCUGAAGCUAGAACGACGCCUUAAGAGCGGCUCUGAGCCGCCCGCCUACGAAUGGGAUCAGUUGGUGACCAGGCUGCACGAAGGCUCGAAUAAAUCCGUAUCCCUGGAUGCCUGCAAGUAUCUGUUGCAGCGGAACUGCAGGCCUUCAACACACGAGCCCCACAAGUAUUACUUCUCCCGCGACAACCGACUGAAGUCAUCGCUAUUCUACACUCUGCACCAGGAGGUUCCGAUGGAGAUGGCACGCAGGAUAAAGUGCCCACAUUUGUUCAUCAAGGCCCUGCAGGCUCCUUACUAUGAACGCAAGGAGUACUUCGAUGAAGUGUUGGCAGAACUGCAACAGAAUCCCCUUUUCGAAUUCCACGAAGUUGAAGGAACCCACCACGUCCACCUCAACGAGCCGGAGAAGGUAGCGCCAAUUAUUAAUUCAUUCAUUAACAAGUACCGGCCCUUAUGAGAUCGGCUUAACCUUGACCUGGACAUAUAAAAAGUGUACAAACUUGUUGAUUGAUAGACCAUACUCCUAGUGUUACAUUUCCCCUGACGCAGAUUGAUGAUAUUGACUGGAUAUUAUACACAAAUCAAUCUCAGUAGUAUAAAAUACCCAAACAUAGCUCAUUUAGUUGCUUCUAUUUAAUUUAUUAUGUACAAUCGAUACCGGCAAUAACAUUAAAGUUAAACACUACAAUACAAACUUCAAAAUA
Molecule: messenger RNA, 1464 nt
Organism: Drosophila rhopaloa
Lineage: Eukaryota; Metazoa; Arthropoda; Insecta; Diptera; Drosophilidae
Product: probable serine hydrolase
Exons: 2
Coding region: 225-1217 (330 amino acids)
Source: RefSeq, a predicted model, not a curated record